CCUUUUUUUGCUUCAGGUUCCAUUUUCUCGAGGACCGUUGGCGCGUGGUGGGGCCUGUUUCGGGUUGGCGUCCUAACCUCCUUGCGCACCAUGACGGACCGUUACACGAUUCACAGCCAGUUGGAGCAUUUACAGUCCAAGUACAUCGGGACCGGCCAUGCCGACACCACCAAGUGGGAGUGGCUCGUGAACCAGCACCGGGACUCCUAUUGCUCCUACAUGGGCCAUUUCGACCUGCUCAACUACUUCGCCAUCGCCGAGGACGAAAGCAAAGCCCGCGUCCGCUUCAACCUCAUGGAGAAGAUGCUGCAACCCUGCGGGCCGCCCGCCGACAAGCCCGACGAGUCUUAAGCUUUGCAGCCGUGCAGCCCACCCCGAGCGAGGAAGGAUGGAUGGAUGAAUGGAUGAAUGAAUGAAGGAGCUCAACCUUGCCGACCCUGCGGACCCCUCGCUCCAUUUGGGGAAACAUUGGAUUCUGUACCGCCUCCUUCCACCCACCCGUGACUGCUUGUGGACUGCCGCAGUUAAACUGAUCCCGACGUGUUUCGUACACCCUACAUGGCGGGGAGGGCAUUUUCUGAACUUUUGCCCUCUCUAGCCUGAGGGGACUUGGGACAAAGACGGAGCAGAGCGAGGCCCGAUGGUUUCACACAGACGGGCACGGGGAUGGCUUGCUUUAAAGACUUGCAAACGGAUCUUUUUUUCCCCCCCUCCCUUCAUUUUCCACUUUGGAGUGUUUGGGAGGCGUUUUCACAAUUCGGUUUAAUAAAAGAUAAUGCUUUUUUUAAAGAAAAGUAAAAAUAAUUGUGUGGGUAAUCAAUUGAAAUAGCAAACCAAGGAGCCACUGAUAGAUGGCAUAAUAUUAAUGCAGCUCCAAAAUAAUCUCAGUUUGUACCUGGUGGCUAUGCAGCCCUUGAGCAAUCUCAGGU
Molecule: messenger RNA, 929 nt
Organism: Pseudonaja textilis
Lineage: Eukaryota; Metazoa; Chordata; Lepidosauria; Squamata; Elapidae
Gene: SF3B5
Product: splicing factor 3b subunit 5
Biological process (GO): mRNA splicing, via spliceosome
Cellular component (GO): precatalytic spliceosome; U2 snRNP
Source: RefSeq, a predicted model, not a curated record